AUGCCUCACAGGGCCGUCACAAGAAACGAAACUUCGUCCACCAGGGUCCGGGUGGUGUUUGACGCGUCCUCACAUGCUGGUGGAGCAACUUCACUGAACGACCAUCUUGAGAAAGGCCCGAAAUUAAACACUGAUCUGGUUUCAGUGUUGGUCCGCUUCAGAAUGCGCAAGGUUGUCCUAACGGCGGAUAUUCAAAAGGCCUUUUUGCAGAUUGGCAUUCAAAACUGUGACAGAUAUGCUUUGCGAUUUCUGUGGUUCUCUCAAGUCCCGACCCCAGACGAACACGAACAGGCGAUUGAAUGCUGGAGGAUGACGCACGUGCCUUUUGGAACCACAGCGAGCCCUUUCCUGUUGGGCGCUACACUACACCAUCACCUCCGAGCGUUUGAAGAGUCGGACAGAGAACUGGCUGCUACCUUGAUGGAAUCCUUCUAUGUCGACGACCUGCUCACAGGAGCCGCCACAACAGACGAAGCGCUAGAAAUUGUCCGGAGGCCCAGAGAAAUUUUACAACAAUCCGGCAUGAACUUAACCAAGUGGGCCUCUAACACUUCUGAGCUGCACAGUGCAUUUGAGCACGAAAAGAACAGCACUGAUGUCGGUGAAAAGUCAUUCUCUGAACCAACCCAGGCUAAAGUACUCGGAGUGGUGUGGGACAGGAGUGCCGACUAUUUCAAGUUUUCCGGCGAGCAUCUCCUGAGUGUCAUUACCCGCAUGAGUAACACGAAACGAUCGGUGCUGCAGGCCUCCAGCAGGAUCUUCGAUCCAUUGGGCUUCCUUGCACCCUACACCAUACGGGUAAAGAUAAUUUUUCAGGAACUCUGGAAAGCAGAGCUCGACUGGGAUACCACGCUUCCGAAUGACAUAUCAACGGAGUGGCGCUCCUGGUGUUCUGAGCUGCCUAGCCUGCGCGAGGUCUCAAUGGAGAGGUGCCUCCUGGCAUUGACACGGUGUAUUCCCAUCAGCUCCACAUCUUCUCAGACGCAUCCCCACAAACAUAUGGGGCGUGCGCCUUUCUUCGAACCAAAACUGAUGCAGGAGAAACAAAGGUGCGGCUCAUAUUCGCCAACUCUCGUGUCGCCCCACUGA
Ornithodoros turicata is the source of this 1089-nucleotide messenger RNA. RefSeq lists its product as uncharacterized. Lineage: Eukaryota; Metazoa; Arthropoda; Arachnida; Ixodida; Argasidae. Bases 1 to 1089 code for a protein of 362 amino acids. The transcript has a single exon. The record is from RefSeq and is a predicted model, not a curated record.